This is a messenger RNA of Somion occarium, 2440 nucleotides long. The record is from the annotation of a GenBank genome assembly. Lineage: Eukaryota; Fungi; Basidiomycota; Agaricomycetes; Polyporales; Cerrenaceae.
GGGCGUCUAAUACAACCGUAACCUGACCACUACGUUCAUUACUGAGUGCAUUGCUUGGGUCAGCCAAGACCGUGUCGGGAGAUUUCUGCUUCACAUACGAGCUUGAUAGACUCUAGUUGACAACGUUUACCAGCUGCAAUGGCGGCUCAAGGUGGUCAGGAUGCAAAGUUCUUCCAGCGAGGCAAGAUCCAGGAAUUCCGCGCCGAGUUGCAGGCCGCGGAAGCCAAGGACAAGAAGUUUACGAAACGGAAGACCGUCCUGAAGAAGAUUGUUGCAAAUAUUACGAUGGGCAACGACAGUCCUGUCACCCCUGUUCACUGAUGUCGUGCAAUGCUUAGGUAUACCGUUACUUGAAAUCAAGAAGAUGGUCUACUUAUUCUUGGUUUAUUAUGGUCGGUCCAAAGCGGAGCAGAUACAUUUAGUUAUCCCCAGUUUUCUACAAGAUUGUAAUGAUAGGAAUCCGUUAAUCCGAGCUCUGGCUAUCCGUACCAUGUCCUAUAUUCCAAUACCGGUUGUUACAGAGGCACUUACGGAACAGUUGCGGCACUGUUUGAAGGACCGCGACCCAUAUGUUCGCAAGACCGCCGCUAUCUGUGUCGCCAAAUUGUACACAGCGGAUCCUCGCAAGGCGGAGAAAGGUGGAUUCGUGGAGAUGCUUCGGGAUCUUCUUCUUGACAGCAAUGCUACUGUUGUGUCGAAUGCUGUCGCUGCUCUUUCGGAGAUUGGAGACCGACAGGAUGGCGUCAUUUUUAAAUUGAACCUCACAGUUGCCAACAAGCUCCUGGCGGCUCUCGGCGAAAGCUCAGAAUGGGGUCAAAUAUACAUUCUAGAUUCGCUCCUGCGAUAUGUACCCGAACGCCAUACUGAUGCGGAACUCAUGGCGGAGCGUAUUAUCAUUCACCUACAACAUGCUAACUCAGCGGUUGUUCUUACCACGAUCAAAAUUCUACUGUAUCUCAUGAACUAUAUGGAGAAUCGGAAGCUAAUGGACUACAUAUGCAAGAAAAUGGGUCCUCCGUUGGUGACUCUUCUAUCUUCGGGUCCAGAGGUACAAUAUGUCGCUCUUCGCAACAUUCUCCUAAUCAUCCAAAGACGACCGUCUGUCCUCAAGAACGACGUUAAAGUAUUCUUCUGCAAAUACAACGAUCCAAUUUACGUCAAGCUUGCCAAGUUAGAAAUCAUGUACAGGUUAGCUCGCGAAGAGAACGCGAGGGAAGUCCUCGCGGAAUUGCAGGAGUACGCUUCAGAGGUCGACAUCGAUUUCGUACGCAAGGCUGUACGCUCUAUUGGUCGAUUGGCUAUAAAGGUUCAACCGGCUGCUGACGCCUGCAUUCAGGCCUUGCUGGAUCUUAUCGAAACCAAAGUCACUUAUGUCGUCCAGGAGGCCGUGAUCGUAAUCAAGGAUGUGUUUAGACGGUACCCUGGUAAAUACGAAGGUAUCAUACCUACUCUCUGCGAGAACCUCGACGCGCUGGACGAACCUGAGUCGAAGGCUGCCAUGAUUUGGAUCGUUGGCCAGUUCGCGAACAGGAUCGACAACGCGGACGAGUUGAUGGAUGACCUCACGUACACCUUCAUGGAGGAACCGGUUGAGGUGCAACUGGCUCUCUUGACGGCCGCCGUGAAACUAUUCAUUUACAAGGCCCAGUCAGACACCAGCAAAGCGCUUGUACACAAGGUACUGAAGUGGGCUACGGAGGAAGUUGACAAUCCAGAUCUCCGAGAUCGUGGUUUCAUGUACUGGAGAUUACUCGCCAUCAACCCCACCGUUGCUGGAGAAAUUGUCCUUGCUGAGAAGCCUGCAAUCACCACUGAUUCUGAUAGGAUGGACCGUGGUGCCCUUGACCAGUUGUUGCUACACACAGGAACACUUGGCAGUAUCUACCACAAGAACCCGGAGACUUUCAUUCGUAACGCGGCUGGAAAAGCUUUGACAGAUAGCCCCGCAUUGAAUCCGCUGUCUCGCCAAGUCCUAGUACCUCUGUCGCGACCAAACAUUCCUCCCGCGAUACAUGUACCAGGGCCAGGUCCGCCGCCUCCAAGAGAAGCCUCUGUAUCUCCUGUCCCACCCACUGCCAAACCAGCGCCCCCCGCUCCACCUCAGACUGGAGAUCUGAUUGGUGCCAGCUCUUCGGCCGACACUUUGGAUGGCGAGGGUGAGAACGAGCACGAAAGUGGGGAGCAUGGGGACGAGGAUUCCCUUGCAUCGCCGUCAGGCUCUGCAGAUCCGUAUGCGAACCUGGACAACGCUUUUGGCAGUUAUCUGGCAGAUGAGCCAAAACCACAAGCCGAUGACCAUCUCACAAGAUUAUUCUGACCUUCUGUUUAUGUCUUCAUGUGUAUCUAUAAUUACAUCGUUUACCCUCUGGAAUGUAUAAUUGAUAUACUCAUCACCUAUCGUACACCCCUUCUGCUGUCAUGAAGUAAAGGCGGCCUUGAU